AUGAUAAAAUUAUCAUUAUUAUUAGAAAAAGAUAUUAUUUCAAUUUUAGCAAAAGAAAUAAAUAAAUAUAAUAAAACAAUAACCUUUUUUGGACAAGAUGAACAAGAAAAAGCCGAAAAAGAUUCGAUUAUUUCAGAAUUAGUUAAAUCAAUGUCAUUGGUAAAUUGGCAUUGGUUCAAUUCAUUGUCUUCAGAAUUGGUAUCACUUGUUAAUUUUUCUCAUUCACCAUUAUCCCCAACAAUCAAAUUAUUUGAUUAUCUUUGGAAUAAAAAUAUUAUAGAAACAACAAAUGAUAAUAAUAAUAAUAAUAAUAAUAAUAACAGUGAUAAUAAUAAUAAAUUUAAAUUAAUAAAAAAUGAAAAUAUAAAAUAUAUAAGAUUAAAUAUUUCAGAAAUUUCAUUAACAGAAAUUGAUCAAGAUAAAAUGAAUCAAUUUAUUGAUUUUAUUAAUAAAAAAGUAAAUGAAUUUAAGAAUUUAAAGAAAUUAGUAAUUUCAAAUGGUAUGGAAAAUGAUGACAUUAUUUUCACAAAUAAAUUGGAUUUCCAUUAUAUUAGACUUGGUUUUUUAUAUUUAGGAAUUAAAUUAGAUGAUGAAGAGCAAGAAGAAGGAAGAGUAAAUCAAUUAAUUACAAAAUCACCAUUAUCACCAAACAUUAAAGAAGUAAUAGAUUCAGAAGGUUUUAAUAUGCCACCAUCAAGAUUAGUCUCAAUUUUAAAACCAUUAAAGAAAAUAGAAAAUUUAAUAAUUGAUAGAGCUGAUAUUAAUCUUUACAUUGAACUUUAUAAACAAUUAAUUGGUGCUGAUGAUGACGAAAACACAAGUUGUCUAACAUUUGCUAAAUCAUUGACAAUUGACAAUUAUCAAGUUCACACAGUGGAGAGUUUAUAUUAUGUUUUGAAAUUGGUUCCAAAUAUCCAUGAAUUAUCAUUCCAAAUUUGUUUUGAUAAUUUAGUACUUCAAAUUGAUGGAACUACAAAAGGAUGCAUGUGCUCAGAACUAGAUGAAUGUAAUAAGAAUUUUAUGCAUUAUUGGAAGUUUAUUACAGAGUGUAUUGAAAAUCAUAAAACUCUUAAACUCUUAUCUAUUGGUCAACAUUGCACUUUUCCAAUUGCAUACGCCACUCAAUUUAAAUUACCAAUCAAGUUUAUAGAAUCAUUUGGUUCAGCAAUUGCAAAUAAUAAAUCAAUUAAAAUAUUUAAAACCUCAAAAUUACCACCAAAUUGUUCAGAUUUCUUUGAAUUUAUUUUUAAAAAUAAUCAAACAAUAACUCGUCACUCUCAUUACUUUUUAAAUAUGACAAUUGAUUCAUUACCAACCUAUGUUGAUGACUUUAAAAAUUUAAUUGAUCAAUAUAAACACAUUGAAGUUUUCUUUAUUUCAGAUUCAACUUUUGGUGAUGUUUUUACUCACAAUUCUUUAAAAUCUAAAAAAGAAUAA
Messenger RNA from Dictyostelium discoideum AX4, 1437 nucleotides. RefSeq lists its product as hypothetical. The coding region runs from base 1 to 1437 and encodes 478 amino acids. The record is from RefSeq and is a predicted model, not a curated record. The transcript has a single exon. NCBI's taxonomy places the organism in Eukaryota, Evosea, Eumycetozoa, Dictyosteliales, Dictyosteliaceae.